Messenger RNA from Entrophospora candida, 1705 nucleotides. The record is from the annotation of a GenBank genome assembly. Lineage: Eukaryota; Fungi; Glomeromycota; Glomeromycetes; Entrophosporales; Entrophosporaceae.
AGAAUAUGAAAUAGCUAUCACUUAUGCACCGCUAAAAGAUGACCCUAAACGAAUGGCAAUUCAUGGCAAUGGUGUAUAUCCGCUACCAACAAUAAUAUGUGAUCCGGGUGAUUUGAUGAGAAUAAGAAUAACAAAUAAUAUUGUUUCUACUACUAAAAGAAGCAAUAAAAGAAAAAGAGAGUAUAUUAGUGAUAAUGAUUUUACUAAUAUUAACAUUAUUAGCAAGGAUAAUAUUGAUGCGUUCACUAUACAUUUUCAUGGCAUUUUACAACAUAAUUAUAAUUUUGCUGUAAAUGAGACCGGAAAGACUAUUAUUAAUGGAUUGGCAGACGGUGUUCCAUUUAUAACUCAGCUUCCAACCUUACCCGGUCAAACUUAUUUGUACGAAUUCUCAAUUGACACAAAACAAGCCGGAACUUUUUUUUAUCAUUCACAUUGGGCCUUGUCAGCAAUAACAGGUCAUGGAGCAUUCAUCGUAAGAGACACGACUCCACCAACAGAUUAUGGUGCAUAUGAAGAGUUUCCAUUCGGUGUCACAGAUAAACCCUUUAUACUAAUGCUUUCAGAUUUAUGGACUAACAGUGAUGAAGUAUUGGUAAAAGGAGUAACAGAUCCAAACAAUUUUACUGCUGUUGGUGACCCAGCUGAGAUAUUGAUUGAUGAUAAUCUUAAAGGUGACUCGGUGUUUCAAGUUGAAGCAUCGAAAACUUAUCGUAUAAGAGUUAUUGGUGCCACUUCAGUCGAAACUAUCGUACUUGCAAUUUUUGGUCAUAAAAUGACAAUUAUUGAGGUUGAGGGUUCAUUCGUGAAGCCAGUGGUAGUUGACUCAUUAGAAGUAGCUCCAGGACAAAGAUACUCAGUAUUAGUUACUGCAAAUCAACCUCCCGGUGAUUAUAAUAUUUAUGGUGAAAUCAGAUUACGUGAAGAGUUACCAACCAGCGGAAAAAAUGCAACAGCAAUCUUAAGAUACGUAAAUUCCGCUACUCCACCAAGUGGUAUUCCAGUUUUACCAGAUCAAUCUACACCAAUAACUUUCGAAAUGUUGGCAGACGUUGACCCAAUACCGACUAAAGCUGCAGAUCGCACAAUAGUCCUGGUACAACAUCAAAACGCCACAAUGACAGCAAAUGGAGGAAGAAUAGUAAGAAUUCAUGUUAACGGUGUAGCAUAUGAAGAUUUUCCAACUCCCAUACUACUGGAUUUGAUUACUGGUAUAAGACCAAAGGUUAUUGAUUAUACUGCUCUGGAUGUUAAUGGAUAUGAUGCGACUCGUAAGUCUUAUCCGCUCAAGAAGAAUGAAGUUAUUGAUUUAGUGUUUCAAAGUACGAUCAGCUCAGCAGGAGGUUGUGAAUAUCAUCCAUGGCAUUUACACGGUCAUAAAUUUUGGGAUAUUACCUAUGGACCUGGAUUGUAUCCAAAUGGACUUGAUAAGACCAAGAUUGCGGCGCUUCCGGUUACAAGAGAUACCACAAUUGCUUAUGCUGAUACACCCUCUGAUACAGCAAAAGAAGGUGAUGGGUGUGGAUGGAGAUUGGUUAGAUUUGUAGCUGACAAUCCUGGAGCUUGGAUUGUACAUUGUCAUAUUGCACCUCAUAUGUUAAUGGGUAUGAUGGCUGUGUUCGAAGAAGCAGUUGAGGAAUUACCAUCCCUCACUACGUCAGCAUUAAUAUCAUAUUUAGAUGAAAAGAAUAAACCACCUUCAUAA